Messenger RNA from Coregonus sp. 'balchen', 19899 nucleotides. The record is from the annotation of a GenBank genome assembly. Lineage: Eukaryota; Metazoa; Chordata; Actinopteri; Salmoniformes; Salmonidae.
UGCGUGCGCCACUUCCAGUGCUGUGAUAUCCAAACCACGGAGGGUCUGGGCCAGGCAUGGUGGCGGUUGAGGAAGACCUGCUUUCAGAUCGUGGAGCACAGCUGGUUCGAGUCGUUCAUCAUCUUCAUGAUCCUGCUGAGCAGUGGUGCUCUGGUAAGCAGCGGGCAUGCUGGGUAGGGGUGGCGGGGGUCGCAUCGGCCCUGCCUGCUGACUGGUCAAUCUGCCAGGCCAGGCCACCCAGUGUGGGGUGAGACUGGGGGGGGGGGGGGGGGGGGGAACAGGGGAUGACACAGAGCUAUCCAACAGGGACAGUUCCAAAGGGGUUCUUCGGCUGUCCUCAUAGGAGAACCAUUUUUGGUUCCAAGUAGAACCAUUUUUGGUUCCAGGUAGAACCCUUAUGGGUUCCAUGUAGAACCCUCUGUAGAAAGGAUUCUACAUGGAACCCAAAAGGGUUCUACCUGGAACCAAAAGGGUUAUUCAAAGGGUUCUCCUAUGGGGACAGCCGAAGAACCCUUUUAGGAUCUAGAUAGCUCCUUUUUUUCUAAGAGUGUAAUGUGCUGUAAGUAGAGGCUUCAGGCUGUGUGAGAUGUUUAGGAAUAAUCUCUCAGAUCAUACAAGUUGUUUGUUACCUCAUCUCUUUUUUUAUUGCUAUUUUCUACACAGUUAUUGAUUUACUCUGAGAUCCAGGCUAUUUAAUAAGACAAUAAUAAGAUUAUCUCAUCAAAUAGAAGGUUAGCCAAUAGACUUUGCACAAAAUCCCAUAAAUGAUAUCGGGAUGAUGCUAACAUGGAUGGUCGACUCUUGAUUAGCUUGUGUGAUGUGCUAACUUUGGUCUUAGGCUGUAAUAACACUAAUACUAUGUUGGGCGUUUUUUCCAUGAGCCCUCGCACACUAUUUCCAAGACAGCACCCUACAAGCCUCUCAGGACUAACUCUAACACCAUUUGUUCCAGGAUGCAGCUCACAAACAAGGUCAAUGACUCUUUCACCUGCUAUUACAAUCUAACACUAAGGUUGGCAGGCAUGAAGUGCCCAACAUAGUAGAGCUAGCUGAGAAUGUCAAGCAGGUGAAAUUGAGAUAAGACAAAUUGUGGUAUAUACAUUGGGGAGAACAAGUAUUUGAUACACUGCCGAUUUUGCAGAUUUUCCUACUUACAAAGCAUGUAGAGGUCUGUAAUUUUUAUCAUAGGUACACUUCAACUGUGAGAGACGGAAUCUAAAACAAAAAUCCAGAAAAUCACAUUGUAUGAUUUUUAAGUAAUUAAUUUGCAUUUUAUUGCAUGACAUAAGUAUUUGAUCACCUACCAACCAGUAAGAAUUCCGGCUCUCACAGACCUGUUAGUUUUUCUUUAAGAAGCCCUCCUGUUCUCCACUCAUUACCUGUAUUAACUGCACCUAUUUGAACUUGUUACCUGUAUAAUAGACACCUGUCCACACACUCAAUCAAACAGACUCCAACCUCUCCACAAUGGCCAAGACCAGAGAGCUGUGUAAGGACAUCAGGGAUAAAAUUGUAGACCUGCACAAGGCUGGGAUGGGCUACAGGACAAUAGGCAAGCAGCUUGGUGAGAAGGCAACAACUGUUGGCGCAAUUAUUAGAAAAUGGAAGAAGUCCAAGAUGACGGUCAAUCACCCUCGUUCUGGGGCUCCAUGCAAGAUCUCAUCUCGUGGGGCAUCAAUGAUCAUGAGGAAGGUGAGGGAUCAGCCCAGAACUACACAGCAGGACCUGGUCAAUGACCUGAAGAGAGCUGGGACGGGGACCACAGUCUCAAAGAAAACCAUUAGUAACACACUACGCCGUCAUGGAUUAAAAUCCUGCAGCGAACGCAAGGUCCCCCUGCUCAAGCCAGCGCAUGUCCAGGCCCGUCUGAAGUUUGCCAAUGACCAUCUGGAUGAUCCAGAGGAGGAAUGGGAGAAGGUCAUGUGGUCUGAUGAGACAAAAAUAGAGCUUUUUGGUCUAAACUCCACUCGCCUUGUUUGGAGGAAGAAGAAGGAUGAGUACAACCCCAAGAACACCAUCCCAACCGUGAAGCAUGGAGAUGGAAACAUCAUUCUUUGGGGAUGCUUUUCUGCAAAGGGGACAGGACGACUGCACCGUAUUGAGGGGAGGAUGGAUGGGGCCAUGUAUCUCGAGAUCUUGGCCAACAACCUCCUUCCCUCAGUAAGAGCAUUGAAGAUGGGUCGUGGCUGGCUCUUCCAGCAUGACAACGACCCGAAACACACAGCCAGGGCAACUAAGGAGUGGCUCCGUAAGAAGCAUCUCAAGGUCCUGGAGUGGCCUAGCCAGUCUCCGGCCCUGAACCCAAUAGAAAAUCUUUGGAGGGAGCUGAAAGUCCGUAUUGCCCAGCGACAGCCCCGAAACCUGAAGGAUCUGGAGAAGGUCUGUAUGGAGGAGUGGGCCAAAAUCCCUGCUGCAGUGUGUGCAAACCUGGUCAAGACCUACAGGAAACGUAUGAUCUCUGUAAUUGCAAACAAAGGUUUCUGUACCAAAUAUUAAGUUCUGCUUUUCUGCUGUAUCAAAUACUUAUGUCAUGCAAUAAAAUGCAAAUUAAUUACUUAAAAAUCAUACAAUGUGAUUUUCUGGAUUUUUGUUUUAGAUUCCGUCUCUCACAGUUGAAGUGUACCUAUGAUAAAAAUUACAGACCUCUACAUGCUUUGUAAGUAGGAAAACCUGCAAAAUCGGCAGUGUAUCAAAUACUUGUUCUCCCCACUGUAUAUAUAUAUACAGUUGAAGUCAGAAGUUUACAUACACCUUAGCCAAAUACAUUUAAACUCAGUUUUUCACAAUUCCAGACAUUUAUCCUAGUAAAGGUUCCCUGUCUUAGGUCAGUUAGGAUGUGAAAUGUCAGAAUAAUUGUAGAGAGAAUGAUUUCUUUCAGCUUUUUUUUCUUUCAUCACAUUCCCAGUGGGUCAGAAGUUUACAUACACUCAAUUAGUAUUUGGUAGCAUUGACUUUAAAUUGUUUAACUUGGGUCAAACGUUUCGGGUAGCCUUCCACAAGCUUUCCACAAUAAGUUGGGUGAAUUUUGGCCCAUUCCUCCUGACAGAGCUGGUUUAACUGAGUCAGGUUUGAAGGCCUCCUUGCUUGCACACGCUUUUUCAGUUCUGCCCACAAAUGUUCUAUAGGAUUGAGGUCAGGGCUUUGUGAUGGCCACUCCAAUACCUUGACUUUGUUGUCCUUAAGCCAUUUUGCCACAACUUUGGAAGUAUGCUUGGGGUCAUUGUCCAUUUGGAAGACCCAUUUGCGACCAAGCUUUAACUUCCUGACUGAUGUCUUGAGAUGUUGCUUCAAUAUAUCCACAUACUUUUCCUUCCAUCUAUUUUGUGAAGUGCACCAGUCCCUCCUGCAGCAAAAUUCCCCCACAUCAUGAUGCUGCCAUCCCCGUGCUUCACGGUUGGGAUGGUGUUCUUCGGCUUGCAAGGACCCCCUUUUUCCUCCAAACAUAACGAUGGUCAUUAUGGCCAAACAGUUCUAUUUUUGUUUCAUCAGACCAGAGGACAUUUCUCCAAAAAGUACAAUAUUUGUCCCCAUGUGCAGGUGCAAACCGUAGUCUGUCUUUUUUAUGGCGGUUUUGGAGCACUGGCUUCUUCCUUGCUGAGUGGCCUUUCAGGUUAUGUCGAUAUAGGACUCGUUUUACUGUGGAUAUAGAUAAUUUUGUACCUGUUUCCUCCAGCAUCUUCACAAGGUCCUUUGCUGUUGUUCUGGGAUUGAUUUGCACUUUUCGCACCAAUGUACGUUCAUCUCUAGGAGACAGAAGGCGGCUCCUUCCUGAGCGGUAUGACGGCUGCGUGGUCCCAUGGUGUUUAUACUUGCGUACUAUUGUUUGUACAGAUGAACGUGGUACCUUCAGGCAUUUGGAAAUUGCUCCCAAGGAUGAACCAGACUUGUGGAGGUCUACAAUUUUUCUUGGCUGAUUUCUUUUGAUUUUCCCAUUAUGUCAAGCAAAGAGGCACUGAGUUUGAAGAUUGGCCUUGAAAUACAUCCACAGGUUCACCUCCAAUUGACUCAAAAUAUGUCAAUUAGCCUAUCAGAAGCUUCUAAAGCCAUGACAUCAUUUUCUGGAAUUUUGUUUAAAGGCACAGUCAACUUAGUGACCCACUGGAAUUGUGAUACAAUGAUACAGUGAAAUAAUCUGUCUGUAAACAAUUGUUGGAAAAAUUACUUGUUUCAUGCACAAAGUAGAUGUCCUAACCGACUUGCCAAAACUAUAGUUUGUUAACAAGAAAUUUGUGGAGUGGUUGAAAAACUAGUUUUAAUGACUCCAACCUAAGUGUAUGUAAACUUCCGACUUCAACUGUAUAUAUGAAAACAUUGAAAACAAAGUGUCUAUUGCAAUAAAUUGGGCCCACAGAAGCAAUGAAUGAUUGGUUGAGGUGCAGCUUUUCAUUGCCCUCUCACACUCAUCCUCCUCAAUUUCCUCCUCCUCAGUGAUGUAGUGCAUUAACAGAUAUGCAGCUGAGAGGAGUCAGAUCAAUGAUUACUCAAGCCUUCUCCGCUCUCCUCCUAAUUAGCAGUGGAUUGGUCAGAGAGAGCCCAAACCUCAGCUGUGCUACCAGUGCCUGCCUCUCCACCCCACCCCGACCCAUAACUCAUUCUCCAUCCACCCUCCUACUCCUCCAUCUCUGUCCAAGCAGAUUGUUGUUUCUUCUGGGCAUUUCCCUGUCAGUGUGGGCAUUCUCCUGGGCAUUGCCCGGUGCUGAGUGUGCAGGCCAAGCCCGCGUGGCGUUAAUGUAGGGCGCAUGGCGGCGUAGCUCAUGAGUGUAGAGCAAAUGGUUUCCGACGGUGACGACAGGGCUCUUGUUGCUCAGCAAAAGCACUCCAUUUUGUUUGGUUGUUUAAUUUCCUAUGAAAGCACUUUCCUUCUUUUACAGAAAAGCAUGCAUAUUCCAUGUAUGCAGCAUGUUGACAAUAUGAUAGAGAAUAGAUACCGGCACAUUGAUGAAUGUUCCUGUUGUUUCACUGUAAAACUUGUGUUUAUAUGACGAAGGGUUAAUUAAUGACACAGCCUGUAUCGCCUGCUCAUUAUGUUGAAUCUAUAAAUAUCAUCGCAUUUCUUAUGUGGGUUAAGCCUGACGAGGACAUUUGGGUUGAAACGUUAAACAACGGGAGCAUUCAUCAGUGUGUGAGUAUCUAUUAUUUCAUUCGUUUAUUUUUGUACCCAGCAGCUGCAUGUCAUUGGAUGUUCGUAUACCAUGUUUGAAACUAGUCAUUAUACAUUACUGGACAUUUUACACGUCACAGUCCCUCAUUCUAGAAAUGUUAUCAUCUGUAAAAGACCCUUGUUGUUUUCAUUCAACUUUAUUAUCUGAGUAAUAAUUGUGAUGCAAAAGGCCUCAAUCAAUUAUUAUACACUGUAGCAUAUGAACAUAUUAUUUUGCUGGUUGUGAAAUAAAACACUGAAAGGGUUUCAUGUAAAAAAUAGCGUGUAGACUUCCUCACGUGUACAUACUAUUACAAUACCAGAAAUUAGCCUACUGGGUUUGCUGCAUUUGUUAUGUCUAGGGGUCUUAGGCCUAGCUACAUGGUCUGUGACCUGAUUGGAUGUGUGCAUAAAUGUGAGAAGUAUGCAUAUGUGACCAGGUGUUCAGUGCUUGUACCCGGAAGACAGCCACCUUAACUCAGGUCCAGGGCCAGCUCAGUCAUGAUUCACAUUGUCGGCCUGUCCAAGCAGAUUAUUAUUUGUUUCGAUGGUGAUGUAAGUAAACAUACAAAAAGGAAAAACUACAAACAGGCAUGCCUAAACUAAAGACUCAAUGGCCACCAAACAAAGCCAGCAGCCUCACGGCCCUGCCAGCUGGGACACUGACUGACUAUCACCUUAAUUGGCAGCACCUGUGUGCAAAUAAAGACUUGGCUCAGCAUCUAAACCAGUUGCUGCUGCCACCUGGGGAUAGAGUAUGGAUGUACAUCCUGGUAGUGUGUUUGUCCUACCACUAACCUUCCCCCACAUCAUAACAAUACAUACUACCAGUUUCCAGUGAUUAGAAUAAGACACUGAUGCACACAAUCGGUAUGUAUGUCAUUAAGAUACAGCAUUAUUAUUGCUGUGGUAAGAUUGAUUGCUGAGUGAAUACGAGACUAGAGAUGUUCCAUAGUAUUACAGCAUGAGACUAAUUGCCUAUUGACUAUUUAAAAAUACCUAAUCAUGACUCGUCUCCCAUGUAUCUUUCCGAAGGCCUUUGAGGACAUCUACAUCGAACAGAGAAAAGUGGUCAAAGUGGUGCUGGAGUACGCCGACAAGAUCUUCACCUACAUUUUCAUCCUAGAGAUGCUCCUCAAGUGGAUCGCCUACGGAUUCAAGAAGUACUUCACUAACUACUGGUGCUGGCUGGAUUUCCUGAUUGUGGAUGUAAGUGCAACGUUUAUUUCCAAACCCUCAGACAUGAUGACGAGACGAUGAUGUAAUUUGCUAAAGCGGCGGCCCACUUCACUUGAUUGUGUUUUAUAAUCUGGUCAGACGUGAUCAAUCGAUCUGUUUUUCGCAUGCAUUCUGAAAGCUCUGAAUUAGUUUUGAGAAGUGGACAAUGUGGAAUCCUGAUUUGUCUUGUCUUACUCUGUCAAUAAUAGUUGUAUUGAGCCACUUCACUUUUUGGAUGGUUUAGCUGUCAUGCCAGACAGUCAUAGGACCCAUUUCCCGGAUUCAGAAAAAGCCGAAUCCCGAAUGAAUAAGGAUGCUAAAUGGAGAAUAUUGUCAGGGAAUCUUAAUCUGUGUGUGGGAAACCUGCUCAUAAUGUACAGUAUACUGGUAAAUACUGCCUGGGAAGGACUAGGCACAUUUCGGGAAUUUUCACCGACCUACUGCGGUUCUCAAAAACGCUUUGUCCAAUCAGCACAGCCCUGUAGCGAGUCUAGCAACCCCACAAUCCCCUGGGGUCAAACGUCACUUAUUUGUUACCGCUUCAUCCUCUGGGAGAAACAUGAGAGCUGAGUUCACGUCAGUAGUUUGGACAUAUUGGUCUGUGGCAGAGAGUCUUUAGGCAGAGAGGCUUGAGCAAUUAGUGUUUGCUCUCUGCACACAGACACACCGCACAAAGGGAGGGAGAGAGAUGUCAGGGGGGAGGGAAGAGAAAGAAAGAGCGGGGGAGUGGGAGAGAGAGGAGGGAGGGAGAAAAAAAGAAAAAGAGAUGUAAAUAGCAUUUUUCUCCCAGGGAAAUUUCUCUGGCAUGUUUUACCAUUGCCAUGAAAACUGCUAAGUCAAUACGUAUUCCCCAUACACAGCUUGCUGGGACUAUUUCUAAUGAUAGAUGAUACCUUUAUGCAUCUUGGUUUUGGAUGUGCAGCAGAUGUUUGUUCUAUUUAAUCUGCAAUAUUGCCUGUGUUUCUUCAUGUAAAUUGUGAGAUGAAGUGAAUUGAAAAGAUAACCAAACAUGGCAUUCAAAAUGAUCAUGCCUUCCUAUUGUCCACCAAAAUAAUGGAAAUGUGGCGGUGGAUUUAUACCACUGUUGGUGGUGUGUAGUUCCCUCCUGAGUGAUUCAAUAUUCUAAAUUGCCCCACGGGGGGCCAGUAUAUUCCCUAACCGCACUUCAUUUGGGAGAGACUCCAUUUCAAAAAACUGCAACUCUUGACUUUAUCCCUAUUCACCACUCGAUUCAUCCGACGUGCUUCAAUCACUACAGGAAUAUUUUUCAUCUCUUCCAAAUCAAUUUCCCACGAAACGCCAGAUAUAAAUGAAAAUGUAUGCACUCACUAACUGUAAGUCGCUCUGGAUAAGAGCGUCUGCUAAAUGACUAAAAUGUAAAAUGUAGAUGUGACAAGUGGAGGGGGAAUCACAAUGUGUUUGUGUGCUUGCUGAAUCUUUUUUAAGGCCCCUCAACAAAGUGUUUUAAUGCAUCCUGAACCACUAUGUGUAAUGCCAAAGGUCUCCAAGUGAUGAAGUACCAAACACUUUAGGCAAGAAGAUCCCCAGUGGGUUUACUCCCUCCAUCUAGCUCUGUGCUCUGCUGAUCGUGUUCAACAAAAGUGUUGUGAUGUUUUUAUUUUCUUACAUCCCGAGGCAUAAGAGCACAAAAAGCCCCUGCACUUGAGUCAGUGAUUCAUUAAAACAACAUGACGAAGCGCAGAUGUCUGUGAACCUUUCAGAAUAAUUUCAGUCAUUUAUCUGAUUGUGGUAUUAGUCUCAGACAGUGUCUGGAGGGCUGUUGAAUAUUAAUUUGUGAGGGGUUUUUGGGGGCUAAAAAUGAAUUCUUCAGAGUACAAAACCACCCACUUUGCUCCAUGCAGGUUUGCUUGUGUAAAAACCUGUAUGUAUUGGAUCAGUCUGUACUAUAUAUUAAUUUAAAAGUAAGCAAGUAUGUGUUUUCACUGAAUGAACUAUAAUUUGAUUCACUGUUGGCCAGAUAUCAGUGAUUGGCCUGUUGGCCAGUGCCGUCAAUGUAGAGCAAAUUGGCACCUUGCGAGUCCUCAGGACCAUGCGAGCAUUGCGGUGGACCGGUUUGCCGGCGUAAGGGUAAGGCCCGAUCUGACCGCUAACCACCACCCCCGACCAUGCACAGUAGACACCUUGAGCUGUAGUUUCAUUGACCUCUCUUCCUCUCUCUUACACAGAUCAAAGCAGAAGUUUCGUGACCAUUCAUUAUUCUGCUACGAAAUAACCUAAUUUUAACAUUAUAUCCCCUUGAAUAUCAGAAGGAUGACCUUGAUGCUCCCAUUCUGGGUGACAUGAACACACAUUGGACUCUUAUGAACCCUUAACACAGUUGCUAACAGGAUGGGGCCAGAGUGGUCCAGUGUUCCUUUUCAGGUACUGUGUAGACAUUUCUUUGAACAGGUUGUGGCAGCCCCACUAACCAUGUGGGUUCUUGCGCUUUCUGUCUCCUCCUAGGUGUCUUUGGUGAGCCUAGUGGCUAACACGCUGGGCUACUCGGACUUCGCUGCCAUCAAAUCACUUAGAACCCUCAGAGCUCUGAGGCCGCUAAGAGCACUGUCCCGAUUUGAAGGCAUGCGGGUAAGAGUGGUCUCUCCCUCUCACUCCUGAUGUCAUCGAACCAUCUCAUCUGUCACGCUCUCUACCACCCUUUCUUUCCCUUACCAGCAUUUUCACUGUUUCUAUUCAGAAUACUCAAAAUAUUUGCCUACUUCAUAUCUCCUCUUAUGGUGUUAUAAUACCGUAAAAAAUCCAUGCUUUGCUCAUCUCUUAAUUCUCCAGCUAAUGCCACUAAUCCCUAGCCAAUCUUUCCCUUGGAAGAUUUUAGCAUGAAGAGCUAAUUAUGUUUUCAUAAUUCCCCUCAACUCCCUCCUUAGCAUGACAUGACUACCUCAUUAUCCAGCUUAUCAAUUUGGAUAAGCUUUAUUUCAUAUUAAGCUUUAUUUUGUAGUCUUUUUUACCAGGACCUUUCAUAGUGAAAUUAUAAUUAUGCCCUACAUCAUCAUUUAGGAAUCAGCAAAACAGGUAUCAUAUACCAAAUGUUUACAACAAAUUUAAGUUUGAACAGAAAAUUGCCUAUUGUUAUCACGUAAUUUCCAAGUAAAUACUUGAGAGAUACAGUGGGGUCCGAAAUGAUUGACACCCUUGAUAAAGAUGAGCAAUGAUUACUGUAUAAAAUACAUUUUCAAAUACUGAGCUAUAUUGUAUGCUCCAAAAAAUUGGGAAAUUAUACUAUUUUAUACUAAUGCAAUUGCUCAGAGAAAGUGAUUUUGUUUAACAAAUACAAAUCUAAAAAAGGUAGGGGUCAAAAUUGACACCCCUAAAGAUUCUUAUAAAUAAAGUAUUCAUAAGUUGACUAUUUGGUCACAUAUUCUUACCACGCAAUGACUACAUCAAGCUUGUGACUCUACAAACUUGUUGGAUGCAUUUGCAGUUAGUUUUGGUUGUGUUUCAGAUUUUGUCCCCAAUAUAAAUUAAUGGUAAAUAAUGUUUUGUGUCAUUUUGGAGUCACUUUUAUUAUAAAUAAGAAUAGAACAAUUUUCUAAACACUUCUACGUUAAUGAGGAUGCUACCAUGAUUAAGGAUAAUACUGAAUGAAUCAUGAAUAAUGAUGAGUGAGAAAGUUACAGAUUACCAAUAACAGGCUAUCUGUCUUGGGUACAAAACAAUCUGAAACAAAACCAAAAUGAACUGCAAAUGCAUCCAACAAGUCACAAGCUUGAUGUAGUCAUUAAGUGCUAGGAAUAUGGGACCAAAUACUAAACUUUUGACUAUGUUUUUAAUAAGAAUCUUUAAGGGUGUCAAUAAUUUUGACCCCUACUUCCUUGAAAAAAAAAAAGUAUUACUUGUUUAAAAAAUAUAUUUCUCUGAGCAAUUGUAUUAGUAUAACAUUAUAUAUUUUCCUAAUUGUUUGGAGCAUACAAUAUAGCUCAGUAUUCGAAUUAUUUAUUUAAUACAGUCAUUAUUGCUCAUCUUUAUCAAGGGGUUUCUGUUAACAAAGCCCAGUUCUCACUAAAUCAAUGUUGUUACAGCAUUAUUACACAGGAAAAUGGACAAAUCAUUGCAAACUGUUACCAGAAAAGCUGAUAAAUGUAGUAGAAUUAUGCAUGUACAUACUCCAUGUACAUACUCCAUACACUUAGUAUUUAGAAUUUCCAUUAUCUCAUUCCAAACUUUCUAUCCAAUAUCACAUCUUUACUCAUCUGUGAUAUUACUUUACAAGUUGUUUCUCACUUCUGUCAGUAUUAAUAUAAAUAUUCUUGCUAUUCCACUGUUUGUUUAAGCAGUUGCUUUUCUUCUCACUUUCUCUUGCAUGCAUUCCUGUGUUCAGAUAUUCCAAUUAAUGUUUAGCCUGUAACAUUUCCAUAAUCAUUAUUCAUUCCCUCAAACACAUCCUUAAACCCCCUCGAACAGUUCAUGCACACUGUAGUUAAGAUUUUGGGCUAUUGUUCCCUCCUGUUGCACCAUGUUAGUUUUCUAAGUCAACAGCUGUCAGCCUAGCUUGUAGGCCUUUAAUAUGUAUAUAAUUUCCCCUGACAUCCACUGGAAUGAAUUUGAAUUCCUGCUCAUGAAAUGUGCAUGCUGUCGGAAAUGGGGGGGCUGAUGUCCGCCGAGCUCGCUGCUCUCCGCCACUGUAAAUCUGGCAAAUGGGAUUAGGCGUCACACUGCUUGAAAACGGCUGGGUCCGCUCCUCAGUGGGAAACACGAAGUGGAAGUGAAGCCCUGCUAUACAAAGGAGUGAGUCUGAGUGAGCAGCAGGUUUCUUUGUGACACCCUCUUGAGGGAUGUGCAGGGCUGAACCCCAAUAUCCACUGGUUCUAUUACGGCAGUGACACUCAGGAACUCCUAGCUCUGCAAUCACUACCCUCCUGUUGCUCUAGUCUAGCACUUUAAGGUUCGUCUCAACCAGGAAAUCUCUUAACAGGGUGGUUUAAAAAGUUGCUGCUGCUCCUGAUUUGAAUAUGAGACAAACAAACAUGCUUAAUCUCAUUUGCCAGUUCCACUAGUUUGCAUGGAUUUUGGAAAUUUGAUAUUUUUAAGGGUGGUGGGAUUAUUCUACAAAAGUGUUUUUGAGUGGUUUGAUAUUUAUAUAUAUAUAUUUAGUGUUGGGGGGAUGUGGUUUGGGCAAGCACUUAGGGUAAGUGUGUGAAGUCAACCACAAGCAUGUAGACACUGGUGUGAGUUUCUCUGAUUAAGUUACUGGCAUCAUGCAUGGAGUGUGUCACAUGAAAGCAGAAGGGGGCGGAUGGAUACCUGACGUGCUGCGUGUGUUUCCAUGGCGACAGGUUGUGGUGAACGCCCUGAUCGGCGCCAUCCCGUCCAUCAUGAACGUACUGCUGGUGUGCCUGAUCUUCUGGCUCAUCUUCAGCAUCAUGGGGGUCAACCUGUUCGCCGGCAAGUACGGUCGCUGCGUCAACCGGACAGGGUUCAUCCACAACGUGUCCAUGGUCAACAACAAGACCGACUGCCUGGCCAUGAACGACACGCAGUUCUACUGGACCAUAGUCAAGGUCAACUUCGACAACGUGGGCGCCGGUUACCUUGCCCUCUUACAAGUUGUGAGUUGGACUUAUUUUUUUUUUUAUUUUCCUCACAGUUUGAGAUGUUCUUUCCUCCCACUUGUACCUCAUAUUUUUUGUCGCUGCCCACCGUGCCUGUCUAGAGAUCCCUGAAUCAAUCAACAAGUCGAAAGCUUUUAUUUUUAGCAGCGGCGUGGGCCAUUACAGAGAAUGUUGUGCUAUGCAAGUGCAUGCACUUCAUUCUUCGCUUUAACUUAGUUGGCGCGGUAGCCUAGCAACAAUUCACUUAACUCCUUUCUGUCACCUUCUUGUGACUUGGCUCCAUUCAAACUUCCCAUUUGCAUCUGGAAAUAGUCUGGCCCUCAGUCAUUCACAAAAGCCAAUAAUAACCCGUAACCAAGGCGAAAAGGCCCACCACUGUGAUUUCUCGCUGAUAAGAACUCACUUGUCAAUAUCAAAUCAAAUGUAUUGGUCACAUACACCUGUUUAGCAGAUGUUAUUGCGGGUGUAGUGAAAUGCUUGUGCUUCUAGCCCCGACAGUUGAAGUAGGGCACCCUGCUCACUCUCAUUUUUCCUCCCUCUAGAAAGACACUCCAUGCUGUCAGGAGGAAGCACAUAUAAGUCCUUUCCACUGCCAUUCAUAACAUCUCAGCUCUAACAUGGCAGAUGUCCAAUAUUUAUUUUGUAGAGACUGUAUGAUUAUGAUUUAUAUAUAUUUUUUUUUGGGGGGGGGUGUUCUUCCGUUUUAUGGUUGAUGACAAAACCGUAUCAUAGGAAGGAUAGAUACCCACACUCUGUCAUAUAGAAUUACAAACAUAUUUCGUUUGAAUUUUCAUUGUAACAUGUAUGCAUUUAUAUAGUGAUGCUCAUUGAAGUUGAUAGUGGCACAUGCACAUUGAAGUUGAUAGUGGCACAUGCACAUUGAAGUUGAUAGUGGCACAUGCUGAUUGAAGUUGAUAGUGGCACAUGCACAUUGAAGUUGAUAGUGGCACAUGCACAUUGAAGUUGAUAGUGGCACAUGCUCAUUGAAGUUGAAAGUGGCACAUGCUCAUUGAAGUUGAUAGUGGCACAUGCACAUUGAAGUUGAUAGUGGCACAUGCACAUUGAAGUUGAUAGUGGCACAUGCUCAUUGAAGUUGAUAGUGGCACAUGCUCAUUGAAGUUGAUAGUGGCACAUGCUCAUUGAAGUUGAUAGUGGCACAUGCUCAUUGAAGUUGAUAGUGGCACAUGCACAUUGAAGUUGAUAGUGGCACAUGCACAUUGAAGUUGAUAGUGGCACAUGCUCAUUGAAGUUGAUAGUGGCACAUGCUCAUUGAAGUUGAUAGUGGCACAUGCACAUUGAAGUUGAUACUGGCACAUGCACAUUGAAGUUGAUAGUGGCACAUGCUCAUUGAAGUUGAUAGUGGCACAUGCUCAUUGAAGUUGAUAGUGGCACAUGCUCAUUGAAGUUGAUAGUGGCACAUGCUCAUUGAAGUUGAUAGUGGCACAUGCUCAUUGAAGUUGAUAGUGGCACAUGCACAUUGAAGUUGAUAGUGGCACAUGCUCAUUGAAGUUGAUAGUGGCACAUGCUCAUUGAAGUUGAUAGUGGCACAUGCACAUUGAAGUUGAUAGUGGCACAUGCACAUUGAAGUUGAUAGUGGCACAUGCUCAUUGAAGUUGAUAGUGGCACAUGCUCAUUGAAGUUUGUGUCCUUUGUUACAAGGCUACAUUCAAAGGCUGGAUGGACAUCAUGUAUGCAGCAGUGGAUUCUCGUGCUGUAAGUAUUAAAUGUCAAUGUACUUGUUUUGUAUGACAUGAUUUAACAUUUGAAUGUUCUAUCAUAAGGCCAAUAUAAGAGUGUCAUAAAAAUAACUUAGAGCUUUGGUAUUUUCAUUAAUGACUGUAUAUUGCAUUUUUUGUUAUAACCAUGCCUUGAUGCAAUACCACCAUAACAUUUACCAGAAUAACACAGUUUUCAAAUGAUAAAAUGUAACUGAACAGUGUAUUGUCCUAACAUGGUUUUUCCCUGGCUGCACAAGGUGGACGAACAGCCUAUCAGAGAGGUCAACAUGUACAUGUACCUCUACUUCGUCAUCUUCAUCAUCUUUGGCUCCUUCUUCACCCUCAACCUCUUCAUCGGUGUCAUCAUCGACAACUUCAACCAGCAGAAACGAAAGAUAAGUAUCAAAAACAUCAUGGCCAACAAAUGGUCUGAUGUGAAUAACCUGCCAUGAACUUAAAAAAGGGGUUAUUUUCACAGUGAAAAUAACUGAAACGGGAUGUCUCUUUACUUAGGUGGGCAAGACAUCUUCAUGACAGAGGAACAGAAAAAGUACUACAAUGCCAUGAAGAAGCUAGGGUCUAAAAAGCCUCAGAAACCAAUUCCAAGGCCAGUGGUAAGCUGGAGCUAAUUGAACCCUAUUUUCUUGAUCUAAUUAAAGGGAUAUUUCACUUUUUGAGAGCUUUUGGCUUAUUUUUGAUAACACACCAGAUAAGUAGAAAAUAAGCUAAAACCUUUUUAAAAAAGGGAAUUAUUCCUUUAAUUUUCUUUGCCCUAUAGUGUAUUAGCCUCUUGUGUUCCAAUGACUUGUAUUUCUUGAUCUUAAAGGGAUAGUUAACUUUUUGGAAGUAUUGGCUUUAAAAAACUAUAUUACAUAAAAGUUCAAACCUCAAAUAAGUUACCUAUUCUUUAAAUUUUCUUCACCUUAGUGCAUAAGCCUCUUGCAUUUCAAAAGAACUUAACACCUAUUACUCACUCUACCUCUCUACUGCCAGAAUCAAGUGCAGGGCUUCUUCUUCGACCUGGUGGGCAAGCAGGCGUUCGACAUCAUCAUCAUGGUCCUCAUCCUGCUCAACAUGAUUACCAUGAUGGUGGAGACGGACGAGCAGCCGGCCCGCAUGGAGUACAUCCUCAACAAAAUCAACCUGGCCUUCAUCAUCAUCUUCUCCUGCGAGUGCCUCAUCAAGAUCGUGGCGCUGCGCUGCUACUUCUUCACCAUUGGCUGGAACAUCUUCGACUUUGUGGUGGUCAUCCUCUCCAUCGUUGGUGAGUCUGUUGCUUGGGCUUUAUUAAAUCAGGGGUUUUCAAUUAUGCUCAUUUACGAUGUAAUUGCAUGUCUUUGUCAACUGGCAGUAAUACUGAAAUAAGGUUACUUUAUGUAGCUACACUACCGGUCAAAAGUUUUAGAACAUCUACUCAUUCAAGGGUUUUUCUUUAUUUUGACUAUUUUUUACAUUGUAGAAUAAGUGAAGACAUCAAAACUAUGGAAAUAACACAUAUGGAAUUAUGUAGUAACCAAAAAAGUAUUAAACAAAUCAGAAUAUAUUUUAUAUUUCAGACUCUGUAUAUGUAGCUGAUGUAUGGCUAACGGUAUGUAGUUCUCGUCUAAUGCCACUGUGGCAGCUCAACAUCCUUGGGUGAUACAGUUGAUACAUGACCUUGGCGGUUUGCUUAUAAGCAAGGCAUUCCAAGUUACUAGCUGGCCCAUUCACAGAUAAUGACAUUUAGCUUAGGACCUUCAAAUUUUCCAACAAAAAUCAUAUCAACAGAUUUCCCAUGUCCUAUGUAGCUCAGUUUGUAGAGCAUGGCGCUUGCAAUGCCAGGGUUGUGGGCAAUAUUCCUUCAAAUGAAAUGUGGCAUUGAGCAAAUUUCAGGUCCGCUGAGCGCAAACUUGAAUGUUAUGAUAAUUCUGUGCACUUCCAGCACGCGUUUACUGUGAACAAUGAGGCUGAACCCGCUUUAGGUUACAGUUUUAACAGUGGUCAUGUAGACUACUGUGGCUAUUUGAUCAUAAUGUAGGCCUACCAGAGUGGCUUACCAUAAAAAAACAAUGGAGAAAAUGCAUCCCAUAACAUCUUAACAUGGAAAUAGCUGUUCUACAUUCAGCCUACAGUAGCAGCCAAUCUGUGGCGUUCAAUGUAGGCCUACAUUCCAUGAGACUUUUGAAAAAAAAACAUGCAGGGCUUGACAUUAACCUGUUUAUCCACUUGUCCUUCAGACAAGGAGGAGACUGAAAAUAUUGUUGUGUUGUUUGAUGCAAGAAACCACUUUACAAAAUAAAAUACAUACAUUUUCCCAUACCAUUUAUUACAGCGAAUCAGACAAAUUAUGCUAGCCUCUGCCUAUUGGCUACUUAGCUUAUUCAAGCCUGUCUCAGAAUACAACACUGCCCCUUUAAGACAAAAACAAAGCUGACUUUACCUGACUCACUUUUCAAAGAUGUCUAGAAAUGUACACGUUUUGUGCUUUUGUAGGAAGCAAUCACUCCCCUAUUGUUGACUACCAAUGAUCUAUAACUGGGCUAAUAACUCACUAACUAGCAAAGGAUAUGAACACAAUGUGCACACGUGGCUGCAUGCAGCUUUCGCUUUGAUCUCAAAACAAGCGCAUCUACUCACCACCACUCAUGCUGUAAACACAGUCCAGUUCAAAGUAAAUUGCACAGAUCCAUGUAUGGCAAUGGUCUAUUUGCAUAUAGGCCUACUGCAGCUCUGAUUGGUUAUGCCGUACUGGUCUGUGUAGAGUACAGGCUGAGUCGUGCGUGUCAAUGCAAUAGAAUCCUACUCCGAUGUGUUCUGCCUACAACAAAAUCUCUUGCAUAGUUUGCUUUGUUUCGGUAUGUUGCGUUGAAAGUGGCUAAUAUUGCGUUGAUUCGAUCACAAUUGCCACAUUAAAGGGAAACGUUGAUAGUGUUAACAGUGAAAACUCUAGAACAGUGGUCACCAACCUUUUCUGAGUCACUUUUAGUCUAAAUGCAAGCCGAGAUCUACCGCUCAGAUUCUUUUUUUUACCUGUCUUAAAAAACGCAAGCCUAUGCAACAUUAACCAAUUAAAAACAGUACUGUUGCAAUGAGGUUUGUGCAGUAAGCUAUAGGCCCAUCACAUUAUCACAGCAUAUUGGCUUUGCUUGAAUUGCCCUACCAAUGCAUUGUUGUUCGGGCCAUUUCAACAUUUGAGGUAGGCUAUAUGAUCACAUCAGUAAUAGAUCUGCUGUUGUAUUACUUAUGAAGCACAGCUGAGUGAGCAUACAUUUAAAUCAUUCGCUUAUUUUAUUUUACUGGGCUGAUGGUGGCUGCAUCUGAUGGUCAGUCUCAGCGGAGGGAGAGGGCAGCAGACUGGGGGUCCGUCUCUCAACGUCCCUCCUCUCCCAUUCCUCCACUGACACUGACCAAAAAGGGACACCGUCUUCCAGUUGAUGGCAAAACUCAAUACGCACCGCAUUAUUUCUGCCUCAUGUACUAAUUCAUGUUGUUACUCCUAUGAACAGAGAAAGUGAAGUAUUCAUUGAUAUAAAAAAGACCCAAGCUGCUAAUAAUAACAAGGCAAGCCUAUAGGGAUACACUUUCCUACUCAUUCAUUACUGCUGCAGCGCUUGUUGUAGCGCUGAGUGGAAAUAGGAAGAAUGCGGAUUUUAUGGCUUAUAAAAGUGUUGAAUACAAAGUGUUGACAGUGCUGAGUAAGAACUUAAACAUGAACUCACUCAUAAAAACAGCAUAUCUUUGCUGUAUUCGUUGACAGUCUAUCUCUAGUCAUGGUUUUAAACGUUUUGAAAUCUCACAGGACAGCUGAAUCGGGUGCACCUACCGCUAACAGUUUUACUUGACUGUGUUUGGCGGAUCGACUAGGAAUGCCUUGGAGAUCGACCAGUCGAUUCGCAAUCGACCGGUUGGUGACCACUGAUCUAGAAAGUUGAGUGAAAUUAAAUCUCGUGCUUCUCUCUGUGGGCUGAUAUUUCUGCGUGGCAGUCCCGGGGAGCUGCUCGGCAGUCUCGGGCUACUGCGCGCACGCGUGCAGCUUAGAGGGAACAUUGGUUGUUUGAUUCCCACGGGGGACCAGUAUGAAAAAUGUAUGCACUCACUACUGUAAGUCGCUCUGGAUAAGAGAGUCUAAUACAUGUAAAAAAAAAAAUGCUAAGGAACACAUUUCAGAAUCUUAAUUGUGUUUUGCAAUGUACCUUGGCCAUCACGUCUGUCAUCCAAUAUUUUUGUAUUCAUUUGGCAAGGUUAUCUAUCGUGUCAAUCAAUUCAUUGAUAGUAAGUGGGGCUAUAUCUGAUGAACCAGGGGCACUCUGUGCUUAGGUAAUAGCCUCUCUCUAUUCAGUAUCCGCCAAACUGAUUUUCCUUUCUGCGACCAUAUAUGUUCUGCAUGGCCCUGAUGGGGAACUAAAGCAAACCAAAGGGCCAGCACAUAGGUUGAAUCUAAAUAGCCGUCACCAUGCUAAAUUACAUGCGUGGGCAAGGAUGCCUCUGUUGAGGUGAAGGUAAUUGUAGCAAUCGGGGCUGUCAGCGGGGGUGAUUUGGGCAUGAUUGAGGUGCUGCAUCACAGGGUUGUGGUUGGUGGUUGGUGGGGGGCUGGGGGCUUAACGUAUGGCUCCAAAGGGUGACUCCCAACCCCCCUCCCCAAUCAAUAACUCAGGUGCGACCUUCCUGGUCCAUGGGAGAGGAGGGACACAAAUCAGGGACAGAUGGUAAAGUGGUCGUGGAGGUGAGAGGGAUGGGAGGCAACUUGAAUGUCAUUUGAAGGCAGGCAGACCCAGUAAUAAGUGGAAGCCUUUAUCAUGAGCUCAUUGGUGAGUGGGUCUGGGGAAGCUAGAAUUUACAUGAAGGAGAAGGAAGCUGAAUAGUGAUAGCAGGGAGACUCUGUACUUCAGCUUAAUUCACUCCUGGUUACCAAUAGUCAACCUAAUUCCAUAAGAUAUUGUGUACAUAGUGUGUGAAAGAGCUGGCCUACUGUUAAUGAUGGUCUAUUAGAAGUACAUAAAUCUCAUGUUUUUUCCCCUAUCUUCCAGGUAUCGUUCUCGCUGACAUCAUAGAGAAGUACUUUGUGUCGCCCACACUGUUCCGAGUCAUCCGAUUGGCCAGGAUCGGACGAGUACUUCGACUCAUCCGCGGAGCCAAAGGAAUAAGGACCUUACUCUUUGCCUUAAUGAUGUCCCUUCCCGCCCUGUUCAACAUCGGCCUCCUGCUCUUUCUGGUCAUGUUCAUCUACGCCAUCUUUGGCAUGGCCAACUUUGCCUACGUCAAGAAGCAGGCGGGCAUCGACGACAUGUUCAACUUCGAGACGUUCGGCAACAGUAUGAUCUGCCUGUUCCAGAUCACCACAUCGGCGGGCUGGGACGGCCUGCUCAGCCCCAUCCUCAACAACUCUCCGGAGGAGUGCGACCCCAACCUCAUCCACACAGGCACCAAUGCCCGGGGCAACUGCGGCAACCCUUCAGUGGGCAUCACCUUCUUCGUCACCUACAUCAUCAUCUCCUUCCUCAUCGUGGUCAACAUGUACAUCGCCAUCAUUCUGGAGAACUUCAGCGUGGCCACCGAGGAGAGCACUGAGCCGCUGAGCGAGGACGACUUCGAGAUGUUUUACGAGGUGUGGGAGAAAUUCGACCCGGAGGCCACGCAGUUCAUCGAGUACACCAAGCUGUCAGACUUUGCCGACACGCUGUCGGAGCCACUGCGCAUUGGCAAGCCCAACAAGAUCAAGCUGAUCUCCAUGGACCUACCCAUGGUCAGUGGGGACAAGAUCCACUGCCUGGACAUUCUGUUUGCCUUCACCAAGCGUGUGCUGGGUGAGUCAGGAGAGAUGGACGCUCUCAAGCAGCAGAUGGAGGAGAAGUUCAUGAUGGCCAAUCCGUCCAAGAUCUCCUACGAGCCCAUCACCACCACGCUGAGGCGCAAGCAGGAGGACAUGUCGGCCGCUGUCAUCCAGAGGUGCUACCGCCGGCACCUGGUGCGGAGGCAGAUGAAACAGGCCUCCUUCCUGUACAGAUCAAUGCAGAUCAAUCUGACGCAAAGCUCCACGGACAAGAGGGGCACCACCCUGGAGAAAGAGGGCCUCAUAGCCUCCAUGAUCAAGGAGAACUACGGGGGGCCUGAGAUGGAGCUGAUGGAGACCCUGUCCUCCACCUCCUCCCCGCCGUCUUACGACAGCGUCACACGGGCGACUAGCGAACUUUUCCAAGUUCUAAUUCUAGAACAGUCCAGGAACAGUGACCUAAACUUACAUUGCCCUGCCCCCGACAGAGACCGCGAGACAUUUCUG